GCAGGGCCAGGGUGUUAGGACACAUAUUGUGGAGAAUAGUGAUGUUUAGGGUUGAGAUGGGCAUUUUGUGUUGAUUCAAAGCUUCCGAUAUAAGCCUGCAAGGGUUCAUGAGGCAGAAGGGCGAUGACUAAACGGGAUUAUUGACAGCAGGGGAGCAGCCAAGGCUAUGCAUGUGUGCGCGUGAGUAAGGUUUGUAACGUGAGCCAGUGUGGGUUGAGCAAAGGCGGCAGGGGUGGGAGUUACAGUUAACGGCUUCUUUUUGCUUUUGCACACACUAAGGAAGCAUCCACAAACCGUGACCAGCAAAUCAGAAACACGACUGGAUUUAUCUUCCCUAAAACUGCACUUGCAGAUGGCUCUGAGAUGGACCCUCCUCUGCGCUGGACUCUGGAUGCUCACGGCUCUAGCGACUGGCCACCUCACCAAUGAACAGAAGGACCGUAUUGUGGAACUGCACAACCAGUACCGGUCCAUGGUUGAGCCACCAGCUGCCAACAUGAUUAAUAUGACAUGGGAUGACACGCCCACUGUGAUGGCAGAAGGAUACGUUGCUAAAUGCAUAUGGAAUCACAACCCUGAUGUGCAGGAUGUAAUGGGGGAAAACCUUUUCAUCUCCACUGGACCCUUUGAUAUCGACAAGGCCAUGUCUGAUUGGUUUCAAGAAUACAAAAAUUAUGACUAUGAAACUAACACUUGUGCUGAAAAUGAGAUGUGUGGACACUAUACACAGAUUGUCUGGGCGAAGACCACCAAGGUGGGCUGUGCAGCACACAUCUGUGAGACUGUUGAGGGCCUGCACUUUCAGAACGCUACUAUGCUGGUCUGCAAUUAUGUCCCUCCAGGCAACGUAGUUGGACGAAAACCAUAUGAGGCAGGAAAGCCAUGUUCGAAAUGCCCUGAAGAAAUGGUCUGUGUGCAAGACAUGUGUGCUAAUCUAGACCGGAACGAAGUUCCCUCAGUGGAGCCCACAGAGCUGCCUGACGUUGACACUCCCAGCACCUGGACUGUUGAGGGAUCUGGGUGCCAAAGAUCCCCUGCAGCUCUGCUACUGCUAACUGGAUUGCUGGCUUCUCUCUUGUGGAUGUGAUCUCAAUUCUGUGUUUGGUCCCUGCCCAUUUUUCCUCAUGCGCUAGGACUAGAGUGGACUGGUGGAGAUUUUUGGGUUUUGAUACAUUUCUUGUAACUUAUCCAUGUUGUUUCAAAUAUGUUUAUAGUUUCUAUACAACAUAAUUUUACAGAGCAGGUAUUAGUAUUUCUAUAAUUCUGUAAUAUCAGUCAUUUAACAUACACUGACCAGCCACUUCAUUAAGUUCACCUCCUUGUUUUUACACUAAUUUGAUCAGCUCCACUUACUGUAUA
Pygocentrus nattereri (red-bellied piranha) is the source of this 1359-nucleotide messenger RNA. Its product is annotated as peptidase inhibitor 16. The record is from RefSeq and is a predicted model, not a curated record. Gene Ontology annotation, cellular component: extracellular region. The transcript is spliced from 6 exons. NCBI's taxonomy places the organism in Eukaryota, Metazoa, Chordata, Actinopteri, Characiformes, Serrasalmidae. Bases 353 to 1087 code for a protein of 244 amino acids.